Messenger RNA from Caenorhabditis angaria, 691 nucleotides. The record is from the annotation of a GenBank genome assembly. Lineage: Eukaryota; Metazoa; Nematoda; Chromadorea; Rhabditida; Rhabditidae.
CUGGAUUCCAGGGGGAUUUUCACGAAAUAUCAAAUCCUCAACGAUGCUCCAAGUCAAUGCACAAGUUAUCCGAAUUGCCUGGGAUUUACCCGAAAUCAAUAUCAAAACUACACUCUAGUCUUCAGUAAUCCAAGAAUCGUUACUCAGUUUCUAUCAAAUAAAAUCUACCAAGUUGCAAGUUGCGGAAAAUUUCACAAAUUCACCAGGGCUAAUGGUUUGAAUUGGUGUUUUCAGGUUUAUCAAAAAUUCCUGACACAUGACGAAGCUGAAAGGCAGUGUAACAAGUGGGGAGUUAGCCUAAAUGGUUUUGAAUUUGAAGAGGAGCAGGAUUAUUUCAAAGAGAUUGUGAAUGAGAUGAGUCAGGCAAUUCAUUUGGGAGCCAGGAGAGCUGGAAAUGGGGUGAGUUUGGUAGGCGUUGCGGUUGCGUUGCGGUUUUUACCCCAAAUAUUCAGAUGAUCUGGACGAAUAGCACUGUUUCAACGAAUCACACAUUGGCCAAUAACCUGUACACCACAAUUUUCGCUGCGAAAAAAAUUGGAGCAACUUUGGUGCUCCGCCCAAGUGAUACUUCUAAUUGGAGAUAUUAUGAUAUACUGUGAGUUUGUUUUGGGAAGCAAGCCUAAUUUUAAUUUUAUUUUUGUUCAGGAACAACGAAAGAGCAUUUUUCAGUUGUGGAUGGUACGCAACAUAA